Tupaia belangeri chinensis (Chinese tree shrew) is the source of this 1753-nucleotide messenger RNA. RefSeq names its product cyclin dependent kinase 7 (gene CDK7). The transcript has 12 exons. Lineage: Eukaryota; Metazoa; Chordata; Mammalia; Scandentia; Tupaiidae. The record is from RefSeq and is a predicted model, not a curated record. Gene Ontology annotation, molecular function: ATP binding; cyclin-dependent protein serine/threonine kinase activity; RNA polymerase II CTD heptapeptide repeat kinase activity. Gene Ontology annotation, cellular component: transcription factor TFIIH holo complex; nucleus; cytoplasm. Gene Ontology annotation, biological process: positive regulation of transcription by RNA polymerase II; protein phosphorylation. The coding region runs from base 125 to 1165 and encodes 346 amino acids.
UGAGGGCGGAGCCACUAACGUGUUGGAGCCAGGGAGCGGAAGUGGCUCUUAGAGGCUUUAAAAAGGUGGUUUCCAGCUGUCUUGGGACCUCUCGUUUUGCCUGGAGUCGGGGUUCACUAGCCGAAUGGCUUUGGACGUGAAGUCUCGAGCAAAGCGUUAUGAAAAACUGGACUUCCUCGGGGAAGGACAGUUUGCCACGGUUUAUAAGGCCAGAGACAAGAAUACCAACCAAAUUGUCGCCAUUAAGAAAAUAAAACUUGGGCAUAGAUCUGAAGCAAAAGAUGGUAUAAAUAGAACAGCCUUAAGAGAGAUAAAAUUAUUACAGGAGCUAAGUCAUCCAAAUAUAAUUGGUCUCCUUGAUGCUUUCGGACAUAAAUCUAAUAUUAGCCUUGUCUUUGAUUUUAUGGAAACUGAUCUAGAGGUUAUAAUUAAGGAUAAUAGUCUAGUGCUGACACCAUCACAUGUCAAAGCCUACAUGUUGAUGACUCUUCAAGGGUUAGAAUAUUUACAUCAACACUGGAUCCUGCAUAGGGAUUUGAAACCAAACAACUUGUUGCUUGAUGAAAAUGGAGUUUUAAAACUGGCAGAUUUUGGCCUGGCCAAAUCAUUUGGAAGCCCCAAUAGAGCUUAUACACAUCAGGUUGUAACCAGGUGGUAUCGAGCCCCUGAGUUAUUGUUUGGAGCUAGGAUGUAUGGUGUGGGUGUGGACAUGUGGGCUGUUGGCUGUAUAUUAGCAGAGCUGCUUCUAAGGGUUCCUUUUUUGCCAGGAGAUUCGGACCUUGAUCAGUUAACAAGAAUAUUUGAAACUUUGGGCACACCAACUGAGGAACAGUGGCCUGACAUGUGUAGUCUUCCAGAUUAUGUGACAUUUAAGAGUUUUCCUGGAAUCCCAUUGCAGCACAUCUUCAUUGCAGCUGGAGACGACUUGCUAGAUCUCAUACAAGGCUUAUUCUUAUUUAAUCCGUGUACCCGAAUUACGGCCACACAGGCAUUAAAAACAAAAUAUUUUAGUAACCGGCCAGGACCAACACCUGGAUGUCAGCUGCCAAGACCAAACUGUCCAGUGGAAACCUUAAAGGAGCAGUCAAAUCCAGGUGUGGCAACCAAACGGAAAAGAAUGGAGACCUUGGAACAAGGAGGAUUGCCCAAGAAACUAAUUUUUUAGUUACGAGAACACUGGACAGUAUUUUACUACUGAAGGAAAUGGUCAAAAAGGCAAAUAAUGAAAAAUUAUUCAAUAGUAAACAUUAAGUAAGUGUUACAGAAAUGAAUUUGUAAAUAUUCCACACAUGUAAAAUAUGUAAAACUGAGUUAUUUUAUUAAAUGUUAUUUUAAAAUAAAAAAAUUAAUUGAUUUUUUUUUAAAGUGAGAUAAGUGCAAUUCUCUUGAAAUGUAGAUUUGAAAAUGGAUUAGGGAAACUUUAAUAAUAAAGUGCAAAUCAAAACUAAAGAACACUUUCCACUUAUUAGAAUGGCUACUAUCCAAAUAAAAAGCAAAGUAACAAGUGAUGGGGAAGAUGUGGAGAAAUUGGAACCCUUAUGCACUGUCGAUAGGAAUUUUAUAGUAAAACUGGUGUCACCACUAUGGGAAUUAGUGGCAGUUCUCAAGAAAUUUAAAAUUGUUUUCACUUCUGGGUAUGGUAUAUGUUUAUAAGGACAUAUCUAAGCAGGAUCUUGAAGGGAUCUUUGCAAACACAUGUUUAUUCACUUAACACUACUGAACUGUGCUUAAAAUGGUUAGAUUGGGGCUGGCC